Messenger RNA from Podospora pseudocomata, 975 nucleotides. RefSeq lists its product as uncharacterized. The coding region runs from base 1 to 975 and encodes 324 amino acids. Gene Ontology annotation, molecular function: 4 iron, 4 sulfur cluster binding; catalytic activity. The transcript has a single exon. Lineage: Eukaryota; Fungi; Ascomycota; Sordariomycetes; Sordariales; Podosporaceae. The record is from RefSeq and is a predicted model, not a curated record.
AUGGGAACCAUAAUGUGGCUACUAGCCCUCUUCACCAUCAUCUUCAUUUCUCUGCACCAUCUUCACACCCGUCGUAACCGCGGCCAAAUCCCCGUCUCGGUCAACUACCACUUCACCCGCCGCUGCAACUACACUUGCGGCUUCUGCUUCCACACCGCAAGCACAAGCUACAUCGAAGAACCCAACCGCGCCAAAGAAGGUCUCCGUCUCCUCGCCAACGCCGGCAUGAGAAAGCUCAACUUUGCCGGCGGCGAGCCCUUCCUCUACCCCAAGUUCCUCGGCGAAAUGAUCGACUUUUGCAAACAAGACCUCAAACUCGAGUCAGUCUCCAUCGUCACCAAUGGUAGCCUAAUCAGGGAGGACUUCCUCCGCAAGCACGGCAAAAACCUUGACAUCCUCGCUGUCAGUUGCGACUCGUUUGACGAGGCGACCAAUAUCCAGAUUGGGCGUGGGACAGGAACCCAGGUGAAGAAGCUGUGUGAGAUUGCCAGGUGGUGUGAGAAGUAUGGGGUUUUGUUCAAGAUUAAUACCGUUGUUAACCGGUUGAAUUACAUGGAGGAUAUGAAUGAGCGGAUUGGCGAGCUGAAGCCUUUUCGGUGGAAGUGUUUUCAGGUGUUGAUUGUGGCGGGGGAGAAUGACACGGAGGAGACGCUGAGGAAUGGGCACAAGUUUACUAUUUCGGAUGGGGAGUUUGAAGGGUUCUGCGAGAGACACAGGGGUCAGCCGUCGUUGGUGCCGGAGCCGAAUAGCUUGAUGGCGAAGUCGUAUCUUAUUCUUGACGAGUAUCUGAGGUUUUUGGACAGGACGGGGAAGCAGCCUUCGAGACCGAUAUUGGAGGUUGGAGUGAAGAAGGCGUUGGAAAGUGUCUUUUGGGAUGAGGGUGCAUUUUUGGAACGUGGGGGGUUGUAUGAUUGGGUCAAGCCUGAGAUGGAAAAGUCAUGUGGUAAAGGAGGACGUGAGGAGUUGGACUGGUAA